AUGCUGGAAAGGAUGCUGUGGGUGUGGACAAAAGUUCUGAUGAUGACCCUGUUGGUGCUGACUUCCCUAGUGGCUGUAGGCAGAGAAAGCCCAGGUAAACACUUUAUAGAACAGAUGAAGGCUGAGUGUCACUUUGUCAAUGGGACUGAGCACGUGCGGUUUGUGGAGAGACUCAUCUACGACCACCACGAGAUCCUGCACUUCCAUAGUGAUGUGGGGGAGUUCGUGGCCUUGACGGAGCUGGGGCGGCCCAUUGUGGAGCUAAUGAAUAGCCUGCUGGAGGCCCUGGAGCAAGCGUGGGCCCAGGUGACUGUGUGCAGGGACAGCUAUAGAUUGCUGGAGUCCUGGAUGCAGAAGAGGGGCCUGAUCAGCAACGGAGACUGGACCUACCAGAUCCUGGUGAUGCUGGAAAUGACCCCCAAGAAUAGACAUGUCUACACUUGUCAAGUGGAGCACUCCAGCCUUCAGAACCCUGUCGUUGUGGUCUGGGAAGCACCAUCCAGCUCUGACCAGAGAAAGAUGCUGAUUGGAGUUGGGGGCCUUGUGCUAGGACUGAUCUUCCUUGGGGAUGGCUUCGCUGUUCACCUUAGGAGUCAGAAAGGUGAGAAACUCAUGAGAUGGCCCUGA
This is a messenger RNA of Vombatus ursinus (common wombat), 627 nucleotides long. Its product is annotated as DLA class II histocompatibility antigen, DR-1 beta chain-like. The transcript has 5 exons. The record is from RefSeq and is a predicted model, not a curated record. Gene Ontology annotation, biological process: peptide antigen assembly with MHC class II protein complex; immune response; immunoglobulin production involved in immunoglobulin-mediated immune response. Gene Ontology annotation, molecular function: MHC class II protein complex binding. The coding region runs from base 1 to 627 and encodes 208 amino acids. Gene Ontology annotation, cellular component: membrane; MHC class II protein complex. NCBI's taxonomy places the organism in Eukaryota, Metazoa, Chordata, Mammalia, Diprotodontia, Vombatidae.